Molecule: messenger RNA, 1411 nt
Organism: Ostrinia nubilalis (European corn borer)
Lineage: Eukaryota; Metazoa; Arthropoda; Insecta; Lepidoptera; Crambidae
Gene: heca
Product: headcase protein
Exons: 5
Coding region: 111-1346 (411 amino acids)
Source: RefSeq, a predicted model, not a curated record
GUUCACUCGCGGUUAUUAGUCGGCCGCGCGCGCUCCGGCAAGCAUGUGUCUCGCGUGACGCGCUCCACUACUUCGCGCACGUUCGAUUUCGUUGGCAAGGCGAUCGCGGCAUGGCUCCGCGCCGGCAAGGCGCCACCGGCGAGCGGGAGGCGGAGGACACUCGCGGCUGCUGCGUCCCUGGCGAGUGCCUUCGGCCGAGGGAGCCGGUGCGCAUCGAAGACGCGAUCCGCGUGCUAUGCAACAAUGACACGUGCGCCACCGGCCGGUACAUGCACAGAGAGUGCUUCGAGCAAUGGGAAGGCGGCGUGCUGGCGUAUCUGAAGUCCUGCGGCCGGGCGAGGUCGUGGUCUGAGAGGCAGCGCCACCAGAAUCUGUGGACGAAGAAGGGCUACGAUCUGGCUUUCAAAGCUUGCGGCUGCCGCUGCGGUCGCGGGCACUUGAAGAAAGAUCUGGACUGGGCACCCCCAGGAGCGGCAGUCAGAGCCGAGGACGAGAAGAAGCGACGCAGGCGAACAAGGUCCGGCCGCACGCCCGCCGCCAACGAUGGGCGCUCCCGAGCGUUCAGCCUGUCAAGUUCAGGGUCCUGCUCGCCGCCUUCCGCGCCGUCCGAGCCGUCCGCCAGCCCGACUCACGCGCCCACACACACUGUCAUGCCCAUCAAGAGAAACUCCAAACCAGAAAUCGUUUCCGACAGAAUCAGAGCUGGUGCUGGAGCGAACGGAAUAUUCUCAAGAAGACUGGACUUUUCUACUUUUAAUCUUCUGCCGAAGCACAAAGUCAACUCAUAUCAAAUAAAGAUUGAGGACGAGGGUAACCACGGCAACGACGACACGCGGCUCUUCAUCCUCUCGACCUUGGCUGGGCAGCACAAGCCGCGCGUCUCCUGUGCGCUCUGCAAGGACACGCUCCACGUCUUCGACCGGUAUCCCCUGGUCGAUGGCACCUUCUUCCUGAGCCCGAGGCAACACACCAGCAGUGCCGUUGAGGUGAAAGUGGAAGGUCGCACGCAGUACCUGACUUGCGUCUGCAUGGGCUGCUUGGAGCGCUGCGACCCAGAGCGCACGAUCCGCUGCCGGUUCUGCGGCCAGAAGUGGGAAGGAGCGUCGCUGGUGCUGGGGACCAUGUACUCGUAUGACAUCUUCAUGGCCACGCCCUGCUGCGCGGAGCGACUGAAGUGCAACAGCUGCUACAAGCCACUCCUGCACCCGCAGCAGCGGCUCAACUACUCGGACUACUCGCACCCGGUCACGUGCCCGCACUGCCGCGUGCUCGACACGCACUUCGUCAAGCCGCUGACCUACUGCUUCACCAAACGGGCGUUCCCGCUCUUCCAGCAGUGGCCAUAACAGUCGGCGGUGCCGGGGACCUCCCCCGGCACCCCCCCUGCCAGUGACCCCUGGACUGUGGCCCC